Molecule: messenger RNA, 950 nt
Organism: Drosophila eugracilis
Lineage: Eukaryota; Metazoa; Arthropoda; Insecta; Diptera; Drosophilidae
Exons: 1
Coding region: 103-744 (213 amino acids)
Source: RefSeq, a predicted model, not a curated record
CUCCACUAAGUAUUCUCCAAAUUUGAUCAGAAAUUUACCAAAAAUUCCAACAGCAGUUAGCCCCAUAUAUUUCAGAUUAGUAUAAUAUACAUCACCGCUAAAAUGGACAAACAGCCGGUUGACAAGACCACCGGCAUUUCCGAUCCCAAAUCUCGAAAACUAAAGUUCGCCGGUUGUUGCCAUUUGAAGGAUGAGGCCCUAGCGGGCCUCUACAGGAUCGAUCAACUUACCGAUGAGGAGCUGGCCUCCGUGGGCCUGGAGCGAACCUCUCUAAUCGAUGACUACCGUCAUCUGCAUGAGGUCUCUAUGAUGAGGCAGCGGGAAAACCGAAGUCAAGCUCAGGCUCUCGAUCUUAAAAUAAUUCGGUCCAAGUUGCCACAAUUGCGAAUGCAGGAGCACAAGCCCACCAAGUUGUACAAAUUUCAGUUGCUCAAUCAAUUGGUUAAGGUGAUGAGUUUCGAAAAGGAGCCGGAAGCUAUAUUCAACGAACAGCAGUUUGAGUUCGAUGCGGAUUACCAUGAGGACGAAGAGGUUCAGAGGAUGCCGCCAAAGGAGCGUCAACGUCGCCGCUUUGAAUCAUUUUGCGAUCAUCUAGACAACAUGUUCAUCAGCGGCGAUCGCAACAUGGCCAUCAAUGUAGUCGUGGACGCUCUCAUCCGCUUGAAUAGGCGUCGCAAGCACAUGCCUAUAAAUGUUCCUAUGAAUCCCAGUCGUCUCUUGCCGGUUCCCAGGCGCGAGUAUUAAAUAUAAGGAAAUGAUACCACAACCACUACUAGCAUUCAACCACAAAAUCAUUCCAAUGCGUGUGAUAGUAUAGGAAAAGCUUGGAAACCGGAUGCAGUCGUUUUCAUUUUGUUAAUUUUUAUUUCGAUUCUCCACGGAAAUACACUUCUCCCCAGUAUAUUAUAUUUUAAACACAAUUUAAAUUAAAUUUCGAUUUUCAAUUCAAA